CUGCUUUGCCAGCUUGUGCUGCGAGUGUCUCAGGUGACAAGCCCUCAGGUACAUUGUAACAUGACUUCAUAGGGGAGGAGCUAUGAGCUGUACAGGUGUCUCCCUUAGACAGGUUACUAGCGCAGGUACAGCUGAUUACUUAGAACCAGCGCUGACUCAUUCCAUUGCUGGAAUCACACACUUAGAAAAUAAAGCGGUGGCAACGGAGAGGCUGCUUUUGGAUGACCGGCCAUGGACAUCAAGGACAUGAGUGGAAAAGAUUCUGGAGGGAUCAAGAAGAAGAAUCUAACCUUUCUCAAAAGCAGGCUGUACAUGUUAGAGAGGAGGAAAACAGACACCAUAGUAGAGCAAAACACCAAUGGGGAAAAUGGAAAUUCAGGAACCCUGCGCAGGAGUCAGUCUGACAGAACAGAAUAUAACCAGAAGCUAAAAGAAAAGAUGGCACCCAACGUUGCAUCAUCCGCUCCGACAUCUCCCAUUCAAGACACAGAAGAGCUACAGAGGAGGAAAAUGGAAAAGAGAGCCAAGAUUAUCUCAGAACUGAUCCAGACAGAAAAGGACUACUUGAAUGACCUGGAGCUUUGUAUCAAAGAAGUUGUUCAUCCACUUAGGGAACAUCAUUCAGACCGCUUUGAUGUGGAUACUCUCUUCAGCAACAUUGAGUCUGUCUGUCAAAUUUCAGCCACGCUGGUGUCCUUGCUGGAAGAAGCCACGACCAAUGUGGACCAGGAGCUUCAAGUUAUAGGUGAAUUAUUUCUUGAGAUUAAAUGUCCAUUAGAAGACGUCUAUAAAAUCUACUGUUACCAUCAUGAUGAAGCACAUAGUUUGCUGGAAUCCUAUGAGAAAGAUCAGGAGCUCAAGGAGGAUAUGAGGCAGUGUACACAAUCACUGAAGAAAAUCUACGAAGAGGAGGGAAAACCGAAUCUGCUGGACAUGGGGUCCCUGAUGAUUAAACCUAUCCAGCGAGUGAUGAAAUAUCCCUUGUUGCUAUGCGAGCUGCUGAACUCCACUCCCCAGUGUCAUCCAGACUUCAAGACACUACAGGAUGCAUUUACAGCUAUCAAAGACGUUAAUGGCAACAUAAACGAGCUGAAGAGGAGGAAAGAUUUAGUGCUGAAGUACAGGAGGGUAGAUGAAGAGGAAUCACUGAAAGACAAACUUUCCAAGCUCAGUAUUCACUCAAUUACCAAGAAAUCCAAGAGAGUGACCAGCCACUUGAAGAUACUGACUGGAGGGGAACAGGUGAAAGACCAAAUAUUUAACAAGGAAGAAAAGGUAUUCAGAAGUUUGGAGAAGACCGUUAGAUUUUGUGUGAAGAACAUUUCUUGCACCCUACAGCACAUGCAAGAUGCCUUGCCGUUGGCUAGCCUUAACGUUGUGGAAUUACAGGACGUACUGCAUGAUGAAUCCCAGGAAAAGCAUCAAGACCUAAACUUGCAAAGCAGUCUGGGAGUACAGUAUGAGCAGCUGGUCUGCAAACUGGAUCACCUAGUCUGUACCCCACUGAGUACUCUGCAGUCCAUGUUUUCCACACCUCAAAAGCUCAUUCAAAAACGCUAUGAUAAACUUCUGGACUAUCACAGUUGCCUUCAGAAGCCGACAGACUCUCAGUUGGACCUGGCAAGGAAGGACUAUGAGGCACUUAACGCACAGCUACUGGAGGAGCUGCAAGUAUUUAACAAGGCUGCACGUAGCAUUCUAUUCAACUGCUUCUACUUCUUCAUAGCCCUGAUGAAAGAACUCGUGUUUGCUGCCAAAGAAUCUUGCUCACAUGCUGCUGAAACAUUCACGAUCAUCUCUGCAAAUGUGAUGGAAGUUCAACAACGAAUCAUGGAUGAGCUACAGAACUUUAAUUUUAUGAAGGAAAACAACAAUGGCACCUUUAUUGAGAGGAAACUGAGCUUUGAGAGAAAGAAGACUUUAUCUCCCCUGCCUGAACUACCUCGACAGACGGAGAGCCACAGGUGCAAGCUAUUGUCUACCUAUGGUGCAGAUAAACUUUACCAAGCAAAGCGCAAGUGCAAUGCUUCCCAGGACCAGGAUAUAGAUCUGUAUGAAGGGGAGCUGGCGGCUAUUGUUGAGUACAAGGACCCUUUGGGAAGCACCAGCAGGUGGUUUGUGGACACAGGAUUACUGCAAGGAUACGUAUAUUCCUCCUUUCUGAAGCCAUACAACCCAGGAAGGCUGCAGAAGGAUUCCUCUGACAGCGCGUUUUGUGAUGAAGACUUUGAUGACCUCAGUCUCUUUGUCUCGCCUCGGCCUUCCCGUGACAGAAGCAGUCGUGCAUCACAGAGCAGCGCUGGGGACAGCAGCCCAUCCAUGAAUGGAGAUGAGGACAAACCUGAAUUUAAUGACUAUGAUGCAGACUUUGGUCAGAAUGGGGAGGAAUAUCAUAUUUUCUAUGCUGUUUAUGCCUUUGAAGCAAGAAAUAAGCAGGAACUUACUUUGGAAGAGCAUCAGCGGGUCAGAAUCCUUAAGUUCUGUGAUAUGAGUGGAAACAAAGAGUGGUGGCUUGGAGAGGCACAUGGGCAGAAAGGUUAUGUUCCUGCAAAUUACCUAGGAAAGAUGACAUAUGCAUAGCCAUGGCUCAUCUCCCUGAAAGCAUUGUAAAGAAAUCUAGGACAACUGUGACUUUGUAUUAGCAGAAACUAGACACCCCUGUGUCUGUAUAAUGUGAAGGAUAUCAUAUAUAUCCAGAGUGCAAUGGGAUCUGACUGCCUUGACCUGAAAAAAGAACAGGUGUCAACAGAAGACAGGUCCUCUCUUCUUCUUCUUCUUCUUCUUCUUCUUUUUUUUGUCCCUCUGAUUGGAAAUAUUGUGCAGCAUGAGUGUAUGUACAGCUCAAAGCACUUAUCUAUCUGGACUGUACUUGUAAAGUACUACCUAUGCUGCCACAACUAUCAUGAAGUAUACACCUACCCCCAAAAACAAUGGGUAUAUGCAUUGUAAUGAGUUUGAAACAUAUCAGAUAUUAUUCUGGCACAGAUAUAGAAACACUAUAAUGAAAUAUGAUACUGAUAUACUGUAAAUUGAUAGUAUGUUAAAAAUUGUUUUAUAAAAAUAUUUUUUAUGGGACAAAUUAUGGUUCAAAAAUGUAAAAUUACAAUUUAAAGCAGAUUCUAUAUAUAAAUGAUUUAAACUUUUCUAUGGUAUGAAAUGAUUGGAAUAUACAGUAUCUCACAAAAGUGAGUACACCCCUCACAUUUUGGUAAAUAUUUUAUUAUAUUUUUUCAUGUGA
Molecule: messenger RNA, 3238 nt
Organism: Rana temporaria (common frog)
Lineage: Eukaryota; Metazoa; Chordata; Amphibia; Anura; Ranidae
Gene: ARHGEF38
Product: Rho guanine nucleotide exchange factor 38
Exons: 14
Coding region: 232-2580 (782 amino acids)
Cellular component (GO): cytoplasm
Molecular function (GO): guanyl-nucleotide exchange factor activity; protein binding
Source: RefSeq, a predicted model, not a curated record